Linum tenue is the source of this 579-nucleotide messenger RNA. The record is from the annotation of a GenBank genome assembly. NCBI's taxonomy places the organism in Eukaryota, Viridiplantae, Streptophyta, Magnoliopsida, Malpighiales, Linaceae.
AAACUUUUGAAACAUUAUUAGCAUCAUUACAUUUGUGGAAACUACAUUUGUUUGAGAUUUUAUCUUAAGAAUUCAAAAUCACAAAAGUAAAGAUGGAUUCUCAAAAGGCUAGCUUCCAAGCUGGGGAAACCAAAGGCCAGGCUCAGAAAGCUAGCGGCAUGAUGGAGAAGGCUGGCAAUAUCGCCCAAUCUGUCAAGGAUUCAAUUCAAGAUGGUGGCGCUCAACUUCAGGCCCAGGCACAAGGAGCUGCUGAGGUUACAAAAGACAAGCUUGGAAUGAACAAAUGAACAGAUACAGACACAUGAAUAAACACAUAUCAAUGGAGAUUAUAUUCCCUUGUUGCAACAAUCUUGUUAAGAAAUCAUAUACCUGAUCUCUAAUGUACCUAGCGCAGGAGUGAAGAACCACUUUACUAUUAUAAAAUGCAAAUAAUCUCUACAAAAUUGAUAUGGCAUGACUUCGUAUUACCCAUAAUUUUUAUGUACAUACAAAUCAGGUACGAGUACGACGACAAAUUGAUGUGGUAUGACUUCGUAUUACCUAUAAUCUCUACAUACCCGAUCUCUAUGUGCCUAGCAC